Molecule: messenger RNA, 1338 nt
Organism: Cyphellophora attinorum
Lineage: Eukaryota; Fungi; Ascomycota; Eurotiomycetes; Chaetothyriales; Cyphellophoraceae
Product: Phosphomutase-like protein 3
Exons: 2
Coding region: 1-1338 (445 amino acids)
Cellular component (GO): cytoplasm
Molecular function (GO): phosphatase activity
Source: RefSeq, a predicted model, not a curated record
AUGCUAACAACCUCGCUACUGACGGCGUUCGUCGCCGGCGCACUGGCAAAUCCGUGUGGAGAGGUAAAGACUGUGACUCGGACAUGGUGGUAUCAGGAAGGCGGCAGCGUGCAACCACAGAGUCAAGCAUGGGCUGAUCAUGAGCUACCGGCCAGCACUGCCAGUGGCGAUGGUCACUCGUGGUCCGAUCACGGACCGCCAACCAAGACCACUUCCGGAACGACGAAGACAAUGACUGGGGCGAGCUCUACUACAACGACUGCUAAGCCUACAGCUGAUACUGUGAUUGAGUACAGCACUGUUGGCGGAUACUUCCUGCAAGACGACAACAGCACUUCGACGACUGGAUUUGACUAUGCCAACGUCAACUUUGGGUUGAUCAAUCAAACAUAUGACACGGACACCGAUGCAAGCUUGACCCAAUGGCAACGAUUUGCUGUGAAGCUCAAGGACCUCCAGGACUCGGCGCCCAAGGAUACUUCGUACAAGCUGGUGUUCAUGGGUCGACAUGGCGAGGGCAAUCACAACGCUAUGGAAUCGUACGUCGGAACGCCAGCCUGGAACUGCUAUUGGGCAUUGUUGGAAGGUGCGAACUCGUCAUUCAUCUAUGCCGAUGCCCCGGUCACAGAGUCCGGCGCUGCGCAAGCGGAGAAGGCCAACAAGUACUGGGCGUCGCGGUAUGCUGAACAAAAGAUCCCGUACAUCGAGUCGUACUACUCCUCACCAAUGCAGCGCUGCUUGCAGACUGCUGAGCUGACGUUCGCCGACCUUGACUUACCGGCGAAGUAUGCAUUCAAGCCGGUCAUCUUGGAAGGCUUGCGUGAAGGCAUGGCUGAGCAUACCUGCAAUCGCCGCUCGACCAAGUCGUGGAUUGAGGAGAACUUCCCCGAGUUCAGCUUCGAGGCGGGCUUCACGGAGAAUGACGAGCUGUGGACGGGAGUGACGGCUGAGGUGCAACCUGCGCAGGACUUUCGCUCGAAGACGAUGCUGGACGAGGUGUUCAGCAGUGAUGACAAUACGUAUCUGAGCUUCACCAGUCACUCCGGCGAGAUCUCCUCGAUCUUGAGAGUGGUUGGCCACCGAUUGUUCAGUUUAAGCACAGGUCAGAUCAUUCCAGUGUUGAUCAAGGCUGUGACGACAACGCCGGAGAAGGCGACGACUACGGUGACUUCGGCGACAUGGACGCCUAGUCCUUUCUGCACGGAACCGCCAGUGACCAGUAUCCCAGCAUGGGGAUCUGGAGGUGGCUGCGUUUGCCAGAGCAGUGCGGCGCCGACAAUUACCGAGCUGCCUGACUUUCCAACAGUUACAGCGACACCGGCUUCAACCGGUGCGUAG